Messenger RNA from Rhodotorula graminis WP1, 2079 nucleotides. RefSeq lists its product as uncharacterized. Gene Ontology annotation, biological process: protein N-linked glycosylation; UDP-N-acetylglucosamine metabolic process; fructose 6-phosphate metabolic process. The record is from RefSeq and is a predicted model, not a curated record. The transcript has 9 exons. Gene Ontology annotation, molecular function: L-glutamine:D-fructose-6-phosphate transaminase (isomerizing) activity; carbohydrate derivative binding. Lineage: Eukaryota; Fungi; Basidiomycota; Microbotryomycetes; Sporidiobolales; Sporidiobolaceae. Bases 1 to 2079 code for a protein of 692 amino acids.
AUGCCUCGUUCCUCUGCGAGCGACCGCCGCUUCGUCCUCGAGACGCUCGUCAACGGCCUGCAGCGCAUGGAGUACCGCGGGUACGACUCGGCCGGCCUCGAGAUCGAGGGCGACGACCCGAUGGAGCCGCUCAUCUUCAAGGAGGUCGGCAAGGUGCGCAUGCUCAAGGAGAAGGCCAUGAACGCCGACAUCGACAUGGACAAGAGCUACGUCAGCCAGACGUCCAUCGCCCACACUCGCUGGGCCACGCACGGUGUCCCGUCCGUCACCAACUGCCACCCCCACAAGUCUGACGCGCGCAAUGAGUUCACUGUCGUCCACAACGGCAUCAUCACCAACUACAAGGAGCUCCGCCUCGUCCUCGAGAAGCGCGGCUACAAGUUCGAGACCGACACCGACACCGAGGUCGCCGCCGUCCUCACCAAGUACCUGUUCGACUCGCAGAAGGGCAAGCAGAUCAGCUUCACGGCCUUGAUCAAGAGCGUCAUCAUGGAGCUCGAGGGCGCGUUCGCGUUCGUGUUCAAGUCGAUCCACUACCCGGACGAGAUCGUCGUCGCGCGCCGAGGCUCGCCCGUCCUGAUCGGCGUCAAGACGGAGAAGAAGCUCAAGGUCGACUUUGUCGACGUCGAGUUUGCCGGCGCGGCCGACGCCGACAAGGCGCUCGAGGAGGGUGCGGCGCCCGGUGCCGCCAACGGCCUGCUCGGCGUCCCCUCGGCGGCCAACCCGCACGGCGGCAAGCUCGUGCGCAGCCAGUCGCGCGCGUUCCUGUCCGAGGACGGCAUGCCCCAGCCGAUCGAGUUCUUCAUCGCGUCGGACGCGUCGGCCAUCGUCGAGCACACCAAGCGCGUCCUGUACCUCGAGGACGACGACAUUGCCCACAUCGCCGAGGGCGAGUUCCACAUUCACCGCCUGCGCAAGAACGAUGGCACCGUGUCGACCAUCCGCGCCAUCGAGACGCUCGAGAUCGAGCUCGCCGCCAUCAUGAAGGGCUCGUUUGACCACUUCAUGCAAAAGGAGAUCUACGAACAGCCCGAGUCGGUCGUCAACACGAUGCGCGGCCGCGUCAACUUUGACACGCACACGAUCACGCUCGGCGGCCUCCAGGCCUACCUCCACGUCAUCCGCCGCUGCCGUCGCCUCAUCUUUGUCGCCUGCGGCACCUCGUACCACUCGUGCCUCGCGACUCGCUCCAUCUUUGAGGAGCUGACCGAGAUCCCGGUGUCGGUCGAGCUCGCGUCCGACUUCCUCGACCGCAAGACGCCCAUCUUCCGCGACGACGUGUGCGUGUACGUGUCGCAGUCGGGCGAGACGGCCGACACGAUCCUCGCCAUGCGCUACUGCCUCGAGCGCGGCGCGCUGUGCGUCGGCGUCGUCAACGUCGUCGGCUCGACCAUCUCGCGCGAGUCGCACUGCGGCAUCCACGUCAACGCCGGCCCCGAGAUUGGCGUCGCGUCGACCAAGGCCUACACGUCGCAGUACAUUGCGCUCCUCAUGAUGGCGAUCCAGCUCGCCGAGGACCGCACGUCGAUGACGGCGCGCCGCAACGCCAUCAUCGACGGCCUGCACGACUUGCCCGGCCAGAUCCGCGCCAUCCUCCAGCACGACUCCGAGUUCCAGUCGCUCGCGCCCAUGCUCGCCAAGCAGACGUCGCUCCUCAUCAUGGGGCGCGGCUACCAGUACGCGACGUGCCUCGAGGCGGCCCUCAAGAUCAAGGAGCUGUGCUACGUCGCCGCCGAGGGCCUCCUCGCCGGCGAGCUCAAGCACGGCCCGCUCGCCCUCAUCGACGAGCAGAUGCCCGUCAUCCUCGUCAUGACCCAGGACUCAAUCUACCCCAAGGUCCGCUCGGCGCUCGAGCAGGUCAUUGCGCGUGGCGGCAAGCCCCUCAUCAUCGCCAACGACACGGACCGCAACCUCGACGACUCCAAGCACGGCGUGAUCCGGGUUCCGCAGACGGUCGACUGCCUGCAGGGCAUCAUCAACAUCGUCCCGCUUCAGCUGCUCUCCUACCACAUGGCCGUCGCAAAGGGCUGCAACGUCGACAUGCCCAGGAACUUGGCUAAGAGUGUGACAGUCGAGUAG